Molecule: messenger RNA, 3596 nt
Organism: Talaromyces stipitatus ATCC 10500
Lineage: Eukaryota; Fungi; Ascomycota; Eurotiomycetes; Eurotiales; Trichocomaceae
Exons: 2
Coding region: 1-3432 (1143 amino acids)
Source: RefSeq, a predicted model, not a curated record
AUGGAAAGCAGUCCCAGACCAGCGCCAGAAUCGGAGGGUACAACAAUUGGCCGCAAUUCCAGGGAUACAAGUCAGCAGAACAUCAGGGCAAACCGAAAUCAGCGAACAUCCAGUGGCGGCGGGUUUUUGCUUGAUUCUGUACAUCCCACGAAUCUACGACAUGGCCAACAACAGCAUACGCAUCGAGCGCAUGCGACGGAUAGCGAGAAACGUCGACAGGUUGACGAUGAAAUCAUAGUUUCGAAGAGGAGGGCAACACCUGACCGUGGGAUUCAACCACAAAGAAGAAGGUCAUUGAGAACGUCUCCCUUGGCCGCGGUGACGAACGUAUCGAACUCCGAAGGUCAUGACUCUAGUCAAAACGAAUCUGCGACUUCGAGACAUGCCUCUCGCAACUCAUAUGCUUCUUCGACCGUUGGACUGGAUACGGAUCAGGUACAAAUCGUCAAUCUUGCAUUGAAUCUAAGUGAAUCGAGGAGGAGAGCAACAGCCAAUGCGGGUCGAGUGCCGUCCAGUCCAUUGCCAGGACUACGACACUCUAGUUUAUAUCCCCAGGAUAAUAGACUCUCUCGCAAUAUUGGUCCUUUACCGCAGUCACUACCGCACGGAUCAAUAUCGAAUAAUCAUGGAGUUGCUGGAAUGUUACCGAUUUCCGACUUGCAGGAUGUGGAUAUUGCCUGCUCACAAGCGACGUUGGCGAGGAUAGAAAAGGCGAAGCAACAUUUCGAACUAUUCUCGAAAUAUUUGGAGUUGUUGUCUUAUCUACCUCCGCUCCAGCCGUCGGAUAGCGUACGAUCUACUUCUGGUAGGGCAUAUAACCCUCUUCAAGCUAUCCGAAACAGAAAAAUACGCAUGAGAGAGAAGAAUCCAAAUAUCGACCCGGAAGGAUGGCAAGAUGUGUCGAAAGUGGAAGACUGGCUUGCGUCAGUAAAGGCAGCCAAGCCGCAGAAUAACAAUGAUCCAUAUCAGUGUAUAGCACUUCCACCUUUUCAAGAUGAUCGGGAUGGGGGAUUGGUGGAGCAGCAGGAAUCAUUGCAAACGGCGUCAUCACCGUCGUCUAGCAUCAGGGGGCUGAACCGAUCUAAUACGACAAAGAUGCAAAGACCACGGCUGGAAUGGGUCAUCUCUCCAGCAGAGCUACUAGCGGACGCAGUCUGGGUUGAAAGCGGCACUAAUAAGUCGAAAAUAUAUGACAGAGAUGGCGAGAAAUUGUACCCGGAUCCUUCAAAGCUCAAAUUUGCUGGAUCUCCUGCUAUUCAAAACGUUGAGGCUACGGAAAACAGAGCUAUACCGACAGAGCCUAGUAACCUGCCGAACUUCGCUAACAAACGUGAAGCACGCGCCAGCCAUAUGCAUCAGUUGAAACCAUCCAAUGGACUUGCUUUCGGCGGUCAGGGCGACUAUGCUCCCAAAUGGACACGCUCAAGUAGUGUUUCCGACGACUCAAGCAGUGAUGACAUGAUUUCACGCGGCAGAGCGCGGCGGAUAAGCAGAAAGGCUAAAAUGAAAGCUGAAGCAGCAAUGCAAGCCGAGAAACUGCAUAGAGUGUUACAUGGACAUUCCGACUCAUCAAAUGCGGGUUCAAGGCGAUCCAAAACCAUGUCCCGAACAUCCUCCGUCAAGGCUGGUGAUGUCGUCGACAAGACUCACAUGCUGGCUUCUCCAGCGGGAAGCGUUACAGGCAGGGAAGAGCAUCGGAUGUCUCUUGAUGAAAUGGACAGUACUGCGCCGAAUUCACCGGCUCAAGGCCCUAUAUUUCCAAGUAUCACGGCCAAUUUAUCACCACCUUCUAGUCGAUCGCCAUCACCUCAGAAACGACUCCCGCGUAUCAUGGAGACAUUACAUGAGAAAGCAAAACCUCGACGACACGGUCAUUCAGAUCAUGGAGAAAGAUUGGACGAAAGUCCCUCUGCUGAUCCUCAACUCCGCAAGAGAUUAACAGCCGAUUCCAGUAAUACUAGAGGUAGCAUAAGCCCUCGAGCACUUGAACCGAGUCUCAUGCCAGAAACACCGCUCGGACAAGAUGAAAUGUCACUCGAUACCUUCCAUCGGAGUGAGAGUCUUGGCUCCUUCAAGCCGUAUGCAAAUAACGAGUCGAGACUCAAGGGUUUCUUGAAGAAUAGUCGAAUAGCCGAAAUCGUGGGCAGCGAGGUAUCCAAAGUCGGGGAUAUGAUUCGUCGUAAAGACGGGGGUGGGCAUUCGCGACAAUCGUCUUAUGCGUCGAGCAUUGAGUCUGAUCUUCGUGAUUCAGACGAGGAUCGGAGCGAGGGGGAAUUGACGCCUAGCAAGCGGAAUCAGAUGCGUAGGGGAAGUACAUUCUCUGAUAAUGAGUCUGGACUGUCAUCACGCAAGACGAAUGGACGAACAUCUACAAAGACGUUCUUUUCUAAUCUACCUUCGAUCGGAUCAUCAUUCCGCGGCAACUAUCAAGACGAACCUGCCUAUUUCGAUCGUCUUCACCCAGAGAGCAGCCGUGUCAGUGAUGUACACUUUGUCCGGGCGCAUCCAGAUCUUGCACCGCCAUCAUCUGUAGAUACAACACCCUACAUCGACCGACGAGACAGUUACGGGUUCGGAUCUGCUCCUCAUCCUGCCAGAAGAACAUAUAAAGAACGAGACGAUGAAAUCACCCCUAGCGCCGCACUGCCAGGAGGUGACGUACCCCUUCGACCUCCAGUUACAGGAUUAGCAAACGCAGAAACAUCCAAACCCGACGACAACCGUAACAGCAACCGUGUCCGACCAACCCUCAGCACAGGAAGUCGAGGCUGGAGUCUUUCAGAUCGCAGCAUCCCAACCAUGAACGACACCAAUCUCCUCCACAAACGAGAAAUCCUCCGCUGUCAAGCUCUGUUGCUUUCCUCGGGGGUAAAAGCAAACGAAAUCGUUCAACGAUACGAAACUCCUCGCGAACAUUCCUCCUCCUCACCACCAACCUUCCUCAUCAAGUCUCUAGUAGACCCCAAAGCACCAAUUCCACACUCCCUACCCCGAAUCGACGAAUUCAACUACGCCGCCCGCAACCUCCUCGAACGCCUCGAGAACACAAAAACCGGCCUCAACAAAUCAAUCUACCUCUUCUCAAAAACCACCCUCUUACCUUUGGAAAAAGAAAUCGACAUCCUCGAAGACUUCAUAACCAACCACCUCACCCCCCGAGUCCGCUCCGCCGCCCUCGAGGCAGAAACACUAAGUACCCGACUCAAUACAACAAGUACCCUCGAAAUCAAACAAUUAAGCGAUACGCUCGACAAAGGAUUACGACGACGGAAUCGUCGUCUACGCUCAAUCAGACGGAUCGGGUUCUCGCUGCUCGAGUGGACGCUUGUGGGUGUUAUGUGGUGGCUGUGGUUGAUUGUGAUGGUGUUUAACGUUUUGAGGGGGAUUGGGAAGGGGGUUGUUAAGGGGGUUAGGUGGAUUUUGUGGGUGUAACUUUUUCUUUUCUCUUUCUUCUUUUCUUUUGAUCUUUUUGGUGAUGAUAUUUAAUUUUAAUGAUUGUAUUUUUAAGUGUAUAUUUUUUAAUAUUUGACUUCCUGUUUGGCUGGAUGUCGUCUAUAGCGAGUUUUAUACCCAUCAAUGUGAUAUCUGCUUGGUCG